Messenger RNA from Arachis ipaensis, 1400 nucleotides. RefSeq lists its product as uncharacterized. Lineage: Eukaryota; Viridiplantae; Streptophyta; Magnoliopsida; Fabales; Fabaceae. The record is from RefSeq and is a predicted model, not a curated record.
AGAGAAAGUUAAAGGUACCUGGUCGGUUCGAGGACUUUAAGGAACAAAUAGGAGCAAAACAAAGAGAGUGCGCCAUUCAAAAUCUCAAGGUCGAAGAAGGAGAGUGAGUUCUUCUCAGUUCUCAACUUCUUGGUGGCAACGAAAGAACAGAGUUGAAGCAGAUAACUGAGAUAAGGCCCUCAAGUUCGUGGGGUAAGGUAAAAGUUUAUUCCUUUAUUCCUUCAAUGCCCUUGGGCAUGUUCCAAUUACCUGAUUUACCUCCAAAGACGACAACUUUGAUGACACAAAAUGGUUGGCAUAACGGUAAUCACACUUCACCCCCACUUUAUACACACUCCUCUUGUUGCUACACUUCGGUUUUGAGAAACAUAAACAAAUGGCGAGCACUCUGUUGUCUCUACACAGCUUUUUUCCGAUCCAUAGGAGGAGGGAAGAGAUUGGAAAGUUGAGUGCUUUCAGGACUUCAUUUGGCGGACAAGUUUUGUGUAAUCCAAGUUUCUGUGGGACACAAAUAGCUAUUAACAACCAUGGAAACCGUUUAGUUGUUAACUCACUGCUUGGAAGGAGGGUGAAGAGUAGGACCAGAGAAACAGUGGUUCCAGAACCAGAUUAUAGGAUUCCAAUUGUGCUACUUGGAGUUGCUGGUGGGUUGGCCUAUACAGAGAAUUUGGUACCUGCAGUUCCUGUUGGCCUUCUUGGAUUGCUUCUCUUGGUUCAGGCCACUAGAGUGAGAUUCGUCUUUGGUGAUGAGGCUCUGGAAGUAAGGAUAGGUGACCAGCUUGAGGAAUCAGGAGAAAAUGCAUUUGUGGGAGGAAAAAACCGCUGGAAGUACUCAACAUUUGUUAAUUGGGAAUUCUGGUGGCCUAACUUCCCUAUUUUAGUCUACUUCAAGGAGACACAAACAAAGCCUGAGCGACAAAUUCAUUUCUUCCCAAUAAUCUUUAAUGGGAAGCAGCUUUAUGAUGUUAUGGUGGAAAGAGCAGGACCUUCAAAAAGUAGUGGUCCAAAAGAAUCCUAAAGAGCUAGCUGUGUGAUUAGAUCCUCAGAUAUUAAGAGUUCCUGUUACUCCUGCACAUUGCUCUCUGUUGAUUCAAAUUGCACACAAAUUGAAGCUAAAGAAUUCAUUCAAUGUUGACCAAGAAGAUAAAAUUCGUUCAAUAAUAUUCUGGAGUCUUGUUGGAACAUAUGUGGAUACUUUCGGUUUCCAUUGAUAUUGAUCAAUUGUAUUUGGCUAUUUGCCAUCAUAGAAGGUGUAUCGAAUAACGUACACAAUACCUAUGUAUAGAUUCUGUUCUGUUGGCUGCUACAGAUGAUAGGUUCACUCUAUAAUUUAUACGUCCAUAUUGUUUUAUGACACCAAAAAUGAUAUCAUGAAUUUUAAUUUUUAAAUCCUUUUCAUA